GAAUUCGGUACUCGAGCCCUUACAGCAAAUCCUGACAAACGGGAGAGGCGUUGAGGAGCAGGAACUCCAGACCUGGAGUUCUUGGUUGCUGGAGAGCAUCAGGUGUGGAAACCUGUCUCUGAGGCACGCAGCCUCGCGCAGGCCGCUCCAGGAGCUCGCGGGAGGAAGCUCGGCACUUCUGCGUUGAUGCGCAGCUCCCGCGUGGAGCCCGGUGGGGCAGCUGAACCGAAGCGCGUUCCCUCUCGUGAGGGGUCUUGUGAUACUAAAGCUGCUCAGCUUCGUCAGCCGCGAGAGAAGCUGAAAGAAGGGCUAAAAGGGAGACCUGCGAGCCCUGGCUGCGUGAGCAUCAGACCCUUUUUGUCCUGACUUCGUGGGCUAGCAGCUGAAGGUGCAGCUCGCUGGCGCUGUUCGCCGGCGGAGCGUUGCUGCGGUGGUUUCGGUCUGCUCGGCCCGUGGUUUGGGUGCCGUUGCCGCCGUCCGCGGAGCAGGAAGAGCGCGGGCUGCCCGCUCUGCGGGACGGGCGGAAGGGGCAGCAGAGACGGUGGCUCCGCGGCGACCGAGGCCUCCCUGCUUCCCAAACAGCCGCCGAUCGGCGCGGGCUGAGCCAGCGCGCACCCAGGCUUUUCUUAGUCGAGCUGCCUGGUAUCUCUGCGUUCAGCAGUCGAGUUGCGCUGCUGACAGGAACAGAGGAAUCCUCGGAGAUGUCGGCGUUAGCAAAAGGAGCCGAACGGCCUGCGAUGGAGAGCUCUCGCUGCCUGCAGCUCCGGUAGGCUCUCACUUCAAUCCCCUCUGCUGCCUGUGGGCAUCAGCAGAGGUGCCGAGAGGCUCAGCCUGCUCGGGUGUGUCCUUAGCCCGAGACCCUCGGUGCAGUUAGGGUCACCUGAAGCGCAUCCUGACGACCUGGCAGCUUUUCGGGGGGGGGGCACGGAGCCACGUAAUCGUACGGGCAGGCUUGAAACCAUCUUUAGGUGGUGAUGAGGCGCUCCCAGGUUCUAACUGCCCGACCGUUUGCUCCGGUCGGCAGCUCUCCGCGGUGGGCUGGACGCAGACGUGGCUGCUCAACUCCGUUGGGGUUCACGUCGCACAACCGGACGGCAAAACGGAGCGAGGCCGGUGGAAUAUAGGUCACGCCGAGACUCGGGGGAUGUCAGCGGGCUCGUUUCCUCGUUUCGCUGCGGGGAUCACCCCUAUCGUGUUUCGGGAGGUCAGAGCUCGGCUGAGGCACGCUUCACGUGGCUCUCAGCGUGCUGCGGGCUGGGCUGGAACGGUGACGGAGCUUACACGCCUGCUGACAGGCUGCCCCGGGAAAGGAGCGCGAGGUUAAACAAGCAAAAGCCGUUCCUUUGCGGCCGUGAGGCUGAGGAGGAGCUGCGGAAGGCGGAAACUUCCUCGGGUGGGUGCAGGCGGAGGGCUUCUGGUGUGCCCCCCCCCCCGCCCCGGCCCUGGGUGCUCCCCGAGCAGCUCCUGGCCCCCGCUGCUUCCUCACCGUCCAGCGAAACACAACACGCGGCUCGUUUUUGCUUCCUGUCAGGCUUUCCCAUCCUGCCCAAACACGUUCGUCCUUCGGUGGACGAGGGGUCGGGUUCCUCGCGGGGACCCAGCUCUGACCCGCUCGCCGCUGUUCUGCGGCGGGUCCCAGCCCCGCUGGGCGCACUGGUACCACCAGCUGCCGCCUGCCAGAGGUGCUCUUGGCGUGCCUGGUUUAUCAGGAGCCCUGCUCCUUUCUGUUCCUAAUGAACUGCUCUGCGCUUAAUGACCCUUUUCAUUAUGGUAAUCCUUUUAUACAAGAGCGUAAUAGCGCUCCUCAGACAAAUGGGAUAAUAAAAAGAAAGCGUUUACAAAAGCAAACGUGCUAAUGGUCUGUCACAGCAUCUCAGGCGCACAGACUUGGAAUAAGCCGUGCCUCCGGAUGGUUUGACUCUUCUUAAGCUGCGGGUAGGUCUGACAGCUCCUCCUCGCCCAGCGAGCACCGGGCGAUGCAGAUUAGUCCUGUCCUCUCCUGGGCACGUUCAGCCGUUGGCACCGCGUUGCUGGAAGCAGGACGCUAGAUCGCGGCUUUAAAUCCGUCUCGUGCCUUGCGAGGGAACGCGUUCGUUCUUUCACGUUUCAUAGCCAGCGAGUGAAAUCUAACUCGGCGGUGCCCUGAAAGUAUCUGCAGGGCUUAAAUGUUGGAGCGUUCCGCAUUUGUUGCGCUCAAAAGUAUGACUGGACUUCCUGAUGCUCGGUGAUAAGCGCCUUCCGUGCCUCGAGCACGGGGCUGGACGGGCCGCUCCACUCAAUGGCUUCGUGGCUCGGCCUCGCAAACGUCUCGCCGCGCUCAAAGCUGCUCCUCGAGGUUUCUUUCCCAUCUCCUUUCUUCGGUGGAUGGGACUGGCGCAGCAGCGGGCUUCUGGCUCGCCUGCCUGAUCAAAGCAGCUUCGUGUUGGACGUCCCCGUAAGCCGCGGCGUUCUGCAGUGCUUCUGUUUGGAGGCUGCGGAGCUGGGCUGCGCCCCCCCCCUCCCCGGGUGAGCUCUCCGGCUGAAUUUGCUGGCUCGAGGCUGCCUGUCAGGCUGUGGGACCGAGCUGAAACUCGAGCCGCGGUUCAAGCGGCCUCUUGGCAGUCACAGCCCAACGGGGUUUGCUCUGAGAGCAGGCAUUUGGAACCCGGUGUCUGCUCUUCGGCCAGCCUGGUUUGCAGGGGACGCUUCCAGUUCAGCCCCAGUUUAACUUGCUCUAAGCUUCCUGUUCACAGGAGCCCGGUAUUUGCUGGCUAAAUUCGCUCUAGGCAUAGAAAGCGUUUCCCUGGGGACGUGCUCAGAACUUGAUGAGAGGAGGAAUUGUCUUUCGGGGCUUUUUUUUUUUUUUGCAGUUGUCUUUGACGAGAAGCUUGGGCUCUGGGAGCUGAAGGAAGGCGGUGAUAAGGAGCAGAUGCAAUCGGUUGCAGCAUUUUGUCAAUGACAGGAAGUGGGAGUAGUGAUGGGUACAGGAAAUCUGCCUGAAUCCAUGUCACCGUGCGCUCCCGGAGUAUUCCUGUCCUCAGCUGCGAGCAGAUAACAGCUGAUAGCAGUGAAAUGCCCGGGGGGGCAGGGAGGUGAACCGGCUGCACACCAGCCUGGCUGCUGCUUGCACCGCUGCCGUGCUCCUCCUGCGCAGCACCGGAGCCUUGGUGCCGUUGCAUCGCGUGUAGGUGUUGCCCCUGCACUCUGAUAAAGCUGUCUAGACUUCGUUUGGUGAUAAGGACCCGCCUGCAGCAGUGAUGGGAGUAGCCGCUUUCUGCCUGUGAGUGCAGCCUGUGCCCAGAGCGUGGCUCCCGUCACAGCCCCUCUGUGGCAGGCGUCUGGUGCACCGCCUCGAGGCUGCCGUAGGACCGCUCUUGGAGGCAGCGUUUAAUAGCUACGGCCCUUUAAGUAAUAGUAAGGGCCUUUAAGCUAAUUAAGCUAACACUGAAUAUAGAAACUUUUGAGUGCCCUGUGGUCUGGAGGGCUGACAGCCAGCGCCGCUUCCCGUUACGGCUUACGUGGAGCUUCUGAAGACCUCUGCGUUGAUGGUCUGGAGCUGCUAUCUUGUGAGCCUGGGAGAGGAGGAAGGAGUUAAAGUUGCAACCUGCCUCCAGGUGGAUCCAGCGCGCGACCUGCAGCGUCCUUUAACUCUUGGCGCUCCUGCACUUAGACCACAAUGGCAGGUCGAGGUGGAGCUGCUCGACCGAAUGGACCAGCCGCCGGGAACAAAAUCUGCCAGUUCAAACUUGUUCUCUUAGGAGAGUCGGCAGUGGGGAAAUCCAGCCUCGUUCUGCGCUUCGUGAAGGGGCAGUUCCAUGAGUACCAGGAGAGCACGAUUGGAGCUGCCUUCCUAACGCAGACGGUCUGUCUGGAUGACACAACGGUGAAGUUUGAAAUCUGGGAUACGGCAGGGCAAGAACGGUAUCACAGCCUGGCACCCAUGUACUACCGAGGUGCCCAGGCAGCCAUUGUUGUCUACGACAUCACUAACACAGACACAUUUGUACGAGCCAAGAACUGGGUGAAAGAGUUGCAGAGGCAGGCUAGCCCCAAUAUUGUAAUUGCACUAGCAGGAAAUAAGGCAGACCUUGCUACCAAGAGAGCCGUGGACUUCCAGGAUGCACAAACAUAUGCAGAUGACAACAGCUUGCUGUUCAUGGAGACGUCGGCGAAGACAGCGAUGAAUGUGAACGAAAUCUUCAUGGCAAUAGCCAAGAAACUGCCAAAAAAUGAACCCCAGAACGCUCCGGGUGGUCCGGGCAGGAAUCGGGUGGUAGACCUUCAGGAGAGCAGUCAGCCCAGCAGGAGCCAGUGCUGCAGCAAUUGAGCAGCCGAUCCCACCCGCCGGAGCCCUUGAAGGACGUGACUGGAAUCCAUGCUAACAAUCGCACUUACCGUAGAGCGGCUGCUGCUGGUGGCUGCUGUGAUUUCUCCAUCCCUUUCUGAUCAUAGGCUGGAGGGGAGUUCUUCCACCUGCACCUUUCUGUACAAAUACUAAUUAAAUUCUAAGUCUUAAGUCACUUUUUUAAUAUAUGAACUUCUCUUCCCUCUUCCUGGUGGUGGUGGAUGCACGACCUGGUGUCUGCCCAGCCAGCUCAUCCCUUCCCACGGGUGAGGGCCAGCAGCACCCAGGUCCCACAGUACUGUAGUUCACUAUUGGAAACAAAGGGAUAUUGAGACUAGACAAACCUUGGUUAAAAUUACCCACGUGCAAAAGCUAAGGCUAACACCAGUACGAUAUGCCUAGAACAACCACUAAACUGUAGCAUUAUAGCGACAAACUCUGGCUCUUCGGCCACUUAUUGACCAAAUCAAUUAUGAGUAUUUUGGGGUGGGGCAGAGGGAAGCAAAACUGGUUUCUUCUGUAUUUUGUAUUGUAUGUUUCUUCAUGUAACCAAUCAGUAUCUUGUCAAUAUAGUACAUACAACUA
This is a messenger RNA of Cygnus olor (mute swan), 4909 nucleotides long. RefSeq names its product RAB5C, member RAS oncogene family (gene RAB5C). The transcript is spliced from 6 exons. NCBI's taxonomy places the organism in Eukaryota, Metazoa, Chordata, Aves, Anseriformes, Anatidae. The record is from RefSeq and is a predicted model, not a curated record. Bases 3656 to 4306 code for a protein of 216 amino acids. Gene Ontology annotation, molecular function: GTP binding; GTPase activity.